Fraxinus pennsylvanica is the source of this 2523-nucleotide messenger RNA. Lineage: Eukaryota; Viridiplantae; Streptophyta; Magnoliopsida; Lamiales; Oleaceae. The record is from the annotation of a GenBank genome assembly.
AUGGAGCCGUCGAAACCCUCAAUUCAAUCUCUAGUAAGUGACAUCAAGAAAGAGAUUUUCUCAAAUGAUGAUCUCCAUGCAUUUGUUUCCCCAUCUGCCUAUGAUACUGCUUGGUUAGCCAUGAUUCCAGCCCAUCCCAGUAAACAAAAUUGUCCCAUGUUCAAGAACUGCUUGAAUUGGAUACUCGAAAACCAGAAAGAAGAAGGAUUUUGGGGCGAAAGAAAUGAAGAGGGUUUGCCAACCAUUGAUACUCUCCCCGCGACUCUUUCUUGCAUGGUCGCCCUUAAAACUUGGAAUGUAGGCCAAGAAAAUAUAGAAAAAGGAUUGGCAUUUAUUCAUUCCAAGGUAGAGAUACUUCUCAAAAUAAAUUACCAGAAUCUUCCUCGGUGGUUUUUCAUCGUUUUUCCGGCAAUGAUUGUACUCGCUCAGGCAGCCGGUCUAGAGCUUGAUUUUUCUCAAGGAUUGAAAGAAGUGAUAGCCGACAUUUUCUUCAACCGGAAACAAAUUCUUAACACGGAAGAGCUUGUGGAUGAAUCGCGGUAUUGUGAUCUUCCUCUGUUGGCAUACCUCGAGAGCUUGCCACUCACAUAUAAUGUCCAUAAACAGGAAAUUGUUAAGCAUUUGAGCAAUGAUGGAUCAUUAUUUCAGUCACCUUCUGCUACAGCUUCUGCGUUUAUGGCCACGGGAAACAUCAAGUGUAUAAGAUAUCUCGAGUCUCUCGUACGAAAUUGUCCUAAUGGAGGAGUACCAGCAAAGUAUCCUAUGGACGAAGAAUUAAUAAAGCUUUGCAUGGUUGAUCGUGUGCAAAGGCUGGGGUUGACUGAGCAUUUCAAUGAAGAGAUCGAGAAAAUACUUGAGAAAAUUUACAGGGAUCAGAAGAAGCAAAAUGCAAACCCAAGAAAAGCAGACUUUCUGUCACCCAUUAAAUUAUACAAGGACUCGUUGUCUUUUCGGCUCUUUCGAAUGCAAGGAUAUGAUGUAAAUCCAGGGAACUUCUGUUGGUUUCUGAAGCAUGCAGAAAUUCUGGAGCAUAUGGAAGAAAACUAUGAACAAUUCAUUACAGUGAUGUACAGUGUGUACACAGCCUCAGAUUUGUCAUUUCCUGAAGAGUAUGAGUUAGAGGAGGCAAGAAAAUUUGCCAAGAGAAUGCUAGAAAAAUCAAUUAAAAGAAAUAGGGAUCAUAAUUUUGUACUGUCCAAGGGAUUUCAGAAUGUGGUUGAGCAUGAGUUGAACCUUCCAUGGAUUGCUCGACUGGAUCAUCUUGACCAUAGGAAGUGGAUCGAAGAAUAUGAAGUCACCCCCUUUUGGAUUGGGAAGGCCUCGUAUUACAGGUUAUCGUGUCUUGACAACAAGAAGCUAAUGCAGCUUGCGGUGAAAAAUUAUGAGUUACGACAGUUGACAUUCAGAAAUGAAUUAGAGGAACUUAAAAGUUGGUCCGUGAAAUGGGGACUUAGUGACAUGGGAUUCGGUAGAGAAAAAACUGCAUAUAUAUACUUUGCUGUUGCUGCCAGCGUUUCCCUCCCUCUUGAUUCCAUUGUUCGAUUGAUAGUGGCAAAAGCUGGGAUAAUUGUCACAGUUGCUGAUGACUUCUAUGACAUGGAAGGUUCUCCGAGUGAGCUGGAAGUCUUGACAGAUGCUGUUAAAAGAUGGAAUGGCAAAGGACUACAAGGACAUGGUGAGACUAUCUUCAAUGUCCUUGACGAUUUUGUCAACAACAUUACAUCAAAGUUUCACACACAAGAAAGAAGUGAAAUUGGGGAAAAAAUUCGAGAUAUUUGGCGUGAAACAUUUGCUUCAUGGAUGGUGGAAAAAACCUGGAGCCACAGUGGGUAUAUACCGUCAGUGGAUGAAUAUCUUCAAACCGGGAUGAUUUCAAUUUCUGCACACGCCCUUACUCUUCCAGCCUCGUGUUUGUUGAAUCCAGGCAUACCAAAUGAAAAGCUCAAACCUGCAGAAUACGAGAACAUCACGAAAUUGCUCAUGGCUAUAACACGAUUGUUGAAUGACACUCAGAGUUAUCAGAGGGAAAAAGCAGAUGGAAAAAUGAAUCUUGUAUUGCUCCACUCGAACGAAAAUCCAGAAGCUGAUAUCGAUGAGUCGAUUGCUUAUGUGGAAGAGAUUGUGGGAUUGAAGUGGAAAGAAUUCCUCAAACAUGUUCUGAUGGAUGGAUUUGAUGAUUUGCCAAAACCAUGCAAGAAUCUUCAUCUGUCUUGUUUGAAAUCAUUUCAAAUGUUUUUUAACUCUUCCAACUUAUUUGAUUCCAACACAGCACUUGUAGAUGACAUCAAGAAAGCUAUUUACCUACCUAUUGAUCGCAUGCCCAAGCCUUUCUUGAAGCCUCUGCCAUCACCAGUUCCUGCCAAGAAGGACAAUUCUACCAAAACAUCUGCAAGUUUCGAUGGAGACUUAAGAAAUCGAGGAAGCACAUGUAUGACCAAACAACAAUCUAAUUUUGGGAAAAUAUCUAUUAAACGACCUGAGAAGGUUCAUAUCCCUGUGAGAUUCAAUUUCUGCUUCAUCUGA